This is a messenger RNA of Closterium sp. Naga37s-1, 1287 nucleotides long. Lineage: Eukaryota; Viridiplantae; Streptophyta; Zygnematophyceae; Desmidiales; Closteriaceae. The record is from the annotation of a GenBank genome assembly.
AUGGGCGGACUCUUCUCGCGACCAGUGGGCGACGGUGAACUGCGUACGCCGCUCUGCCCCGUCCCCCGCCUCGCUCUCUCUUGCCUGCCUUGCCGCUCUCUGUCCCCACGUGACUCCACCCUCGUUUCCGUGCCGCCAUCAUUCGCCUCUCACUUGCGACGGCUCGCCGUGACCACCCAUCGCGCUCUCACCAGCGAAAGCACCGACACAGACCGUGCACGCUAUCCCGUGUACCCGACGGUGCGGGCGGUGGGAGAGGGGGAGCGCGGGCGGGGCUGGGUGCGCGAGUACGCGUUCGAGGACGCGCUGCACGCCACAGAGGGCUUCAAGGCGCUCGCGGGGCGCGGCCCGUUCGGGUUCGUGUACAAGGGCUUCAUGUGGGCGCACGCCGCGCGCGCGGAGGGGGACGGCGCAGAGGGGGAAGGCGCAGAGGGCGCGGGCGCGCGCGCGCUGAUCCCGGUGGCGGUGAAGGUGCUGAACGGCGACCCCGUCACGGGCGUGGGGGGGCUGGCGACCUUCGCGCACGAGUGCGCGCUGGUGGAGGAGGAGGGGCGGCACGCCAGCCUGCUGCGCGUGCACGGGUACGUGGCGCAGCGGCCGCCCAUCAUCAUCUGUGACUUCAUUGAAGGCGGCACUGUGGAGCAACUCAUGGCACGAGGUGCGUGGAGCAGCUCAUGGCCCGAGGUGCGUGGAGCAGCUCAUGGCCCGAGGUGCGUGGAGCAGCUCAUGGCCCGAGUGGCGCGGGGAGAGGUGCAGUUCGGGUGGAGGGAGAGAGUGCAGAUGGCAUUCACGUGUGCGGACGUGUUGGCUCAGCUGCACCGCCUCAACCUCGUGCACCGCAACUUCAAAGCCUCCAACGUCCUCCUGCAACCCGACGGCACGCCAGUGGUGGCGGACUAUGGGUUGGCGCGGGUGGUGGCGGAUUGGAAGAUGCACGUGCAGAUGAGGGGCGCCUCCUCCAUGUCCUACAUCGACCCCGCCUACUUCGACUCCGGCACGUUGACGCGUCUAUCAGACACGUACGCGUUCGGCAUCUUCCUGCUCGAGCUCGUGUCGGGGGCAUCAGCGCAGGGCCCGCGCUUCAAGGCCGUGCGCAAGGCCGUGGCCGUGGCGCGCGAGGCGGACCCCGCGCAGGUGCUGGACCCGGCGCUGGCGGGGCAGUGGCAGCCCGCUGCCAGCGCCAUCGUGCUGGCGACCAUCCGCUCCGCCAUCCUGUACGAGCGCGACAACCGCCCCGACAUGGCCAUUGUCAGGGACCAGCUGCGGCGCGUGCUCGAUAUGAUAUGA